AUGUCCCGACAUAUUUACACCCGCCACGGGAUAGGCGACGGUGUCCAAAAGCAGCCAGUGUUCCAGGCCAACCGAGGCACCUACUCGCGCCGCAGUAGGCUCAAGAGGUCGGACGGCAGCACCACCUCCACCAGCUUCAUCCUCAGACAGGGCUCUGCGGACUCCUACACGAGCAGGCCGUCAGACUCGGAUGUGUCCCUGGAUGAGGAGAAGGAUGGGGGCCGCCAGGAGAAGGAGCAGCUGGCAGCACAGCAGCUGGAGAGGGCCAAGGGUAAACCGGUCGCUUUUGCGGUGAAGACCAACGUCAGCUACUGCGGCGCUCUGGAUGAGGAUGUCCCGGUGGCGGGAACGGCCAUUUCAUUUGACACCAAGGACUUCCUCCACAUCAAAGAGAAGUACAACAAUGACUGGUGGAUAGGGCGCCUGGUGAAGGAGGGCUGUGACAUCGGGUUCAUCCCCAGCCCCCUCAAACUGGAGAGCGUUCGGCUUCAGCAGGAGCAGAAGAGAGGACGCUUUGGCGGUAAGACCAGCGGGAAUUCCUCCUCCAGUCUGGGAGAGAUGGUCACAGGCAGUUUCAAACCCAAUCCACCCUCUGCUGGAAAACAGAAGCAGAAAGUGGCAGAACACAUUCCUCCCUAUGAUGUUGUCCCGUCUAUGAGGCCUGUGGUCUUAGUGGGUCCCUCUCUCAAAGGAUACGAGGUGACUGACAUGAUGCAGAAAGCACUCUUUGACUUCCUCAAGCACAGGUUUGACGGCAGGAUAUCAAUCACGAGAGUGACUGCAGACAUAUCUCUGGCCAAGAGAUCUGUACUCAACAACCCCAGUAAGAGAGCCAUAAUUGAGAGGUCUAACACCAGAUCUAACUUGGCUGAAGUUCAGAGCGAGAUCGAGCGGAUCUUCGAGCUGGCGCGGUCGUUGCAGCUGGUGGUGCUGGACGCCGACACAAUCAACCAUCCAGGGCAGCUCAUCAAAACCUCCCUAGCCCCCAUCAUCGUGCACGUCAAGGUGUCUUCUCCCAAGGUGUUGCAACGGUUGAUAAAGUCACGUGGGAAGUCGCAGAGCAAGCACUUGAACGUUCAGCUGGUGGCAGCUGACAAGCUGGCGCAGUGUCCCCCAGAAAUGUUUGACAUCAUCCUGGAUGAGAACCAGCUGGAGGAUGCGUGUGAGCACCUGGCGGAGUACCUGGAGGCCUACUGGAGGGCCACGCACACCUCCCUCAGCACCCCCCUCAACCCCAUCCUGGGCAGGAACCUGGGCUCCACCGCUCUCUCCCCAUACCCAGCAGGGAUGCAGGGUCAGAAAAACAAGCAGGGCAACCACACAGGAGGGGGAGGAGAACUGUCCCCGGCCGAGAAGCGCAGCCUGAUGACGGCCGACGAAAACUACCACAACAACGAGCGGGCCCGGAAGAACCGCAACCGGCUCUCCUCGGACUCCCAGCAGAGCCGGGACAACUACCCUCUGGUGGAGGAGGACUACCAAGACCCCUACCAGGACACCUACAAGCCCCACCGCAGCAGAGGCUCUCCGGGCGGCUACAGCCAUGAGGCCAGGCAGAGGCUAUGAGGCCGGGGUGGAGCUAUAGGGGGGUGCAAGCAGGGCUUUUGCCGUUGGGCCCAGGGCCCUCCUGUAUGGGUAGUGGGGGGGCCCUAUCAUAAUCUUGGUAGGCUGAAUGGGUUGCCCUAUAGGUGUUUUGCCGUGGGGCCCUGACUGUGGGCACUUGUUCCACCACUGAGGCUACAAUUCUCCACACUACUAAACUUCACGACUAGCUGCCCUCAGUCCGCCGCCUCCAUUGCAGCGCCAAAGCGAAAAUAGAAGAAGAGAGAAGAACUCACAAAAUGCAAACUGAAAAAAAAUAUAUAUAUACUAUACUGGCAUCUCUCGCUCUUUUCUAUUGUCUGUAAAAGCCCACACCACCCUGUAAAAGAGCCAGUCUGAGAUGGCUCCUGUAACUCAAUUGUGUCCUGAGUGUUGGAAAGUGAAAGUGUUGUAAUCCAGUCGCUUAUAUCCGUCAGUGCAGUGCAGUGAAGUGCAGUGGCUGACAGUAGUGGGCCGCAAAGCCACAAGUGCGAACCUCGGCCAAUCAAAACACAAGACACCCAAAAAUAAUCAUUACAGCUGCAUAGCAGAAAGAGUCCUACUGCGGAUAUGAUGUUUUCAUCGAUGCCACAGUAUAUAUACAUAUAUAUAUACAGUAGAGGCGUAUAGUGAAGUAUCUAUAUGUGGGUAGACAUAUGUAUGUUGCUGGUACAUUUCUAUGAAGCCAUGACGGAGAGUGCUAUUACCUCUUCCAAUUUCCUGGU
Engraulis encrasicolus (European anchovy) is the source of this 2306-nucleotide messenger RNA. It is a transcript of the gene cacnb4a, whose product is annotated as calcium channel, voltage-dependent, beta 4a subunit. Gene Ontology annotation, biological process: calcium ion transmembrane transport. Gene Ontology annotation, cellular component: voltage-gated calcium channel complex. The record is from RefSeq and is a predicted model, not a curated record. NCBI's taxonomy places the organism in Eukaryota, Metazoa, Chordata, Actinopteri, Clupeiformes, Engraulidae. The coding region runs from base 1 to 1566 and encodes 521 amino acids. The transcript has 14 exons. Gene Ontology annotation, molecular function: protein binding; voltage-gated calcium channel activity.